AUGGCGACGGCGACGGCGACGGCGACUCCAUCGGAAAACCCUGUCAACGGCUCAGAUGUCGUUUCGAAGCCUCCGGCCGACGGAGACGCUCCAUCGAAGCAGACGCCGGCGUCCUUCGGCGGAGGCGUCGACGAAUCGAAGGGCGGAUCUGCUGCUGAUACUGAUAUCCAGAAGAAGAUGAAGCGCGCGGAGCGGUUCGGCAUGCCGGUGCGGAUGACGGAGGAAGAAAAGCGUAGUUCCCGAUCUGAGAGGUUUGGCUCUGGGUCUGCUGCGAAGGUGUCAGAUACUAAGGCAUCGGAGGACCUGAAGAGGAAAGCUAGAGCAGAGAGGUUUGGGAUUGUGCAGUCUGCUCAAACUGAUGAAGAAACAAAGAAAAAAGCUAGACUUGCUAGGUUCGGUUCAACACCGAACACCGAUUCAGUGGAGGAAGAUAAAAAGAAAGCCAGAGCACUCAGAUUUUCACAGCCAAAUUCUGGUUCCAAGACAAAUGGAAAAGGGGAUACUGAGGUGAAAACAAGUACUGCUGGCAAAGCUGGUGCAGGAACCUAA
Striga hermonthica is the source of this 549-nucleotide messenger RNA. Lineage: Eukaryota; Viridiplantae; Streptophyta; Magnoliopsida; Lamiales; Orobanchaceae. The record is from the annotation of a GenBank genome assembly.